AUGGUCUCUGGUGGUAGAGCAUCUCUGGUUGGAAUCGGCGGGUCAGUUGUUGGAGGUGGUUACUCAUGGUUUACGCCCCAGAAAGGUUUUGUGGCGGAUACUGUUAAUAGCUUCGAGCUUGUGGUUGGUAAUGGUUCGGUUAUCAACGUGAAUGCCACUUCGAAUUCAGAUCUUUUUGUCGGAUUGAAAGGAGGAGCACAGCGAAUGCCCAAACCAAAUUUUUUUACCAAUUUCACCAAUCAUAUAUUGGAUGAUCAAAAGUUCACCGAUGCAGCUUAUGCUACGGUUGAUGAGAUCAAUGCGGUGGCGGGGAAUCUUGGAGUUACAAAUCCUUUCAUCUAUCUAAAUUAUGCAGGACAAAGGCAAAAUCCAUUGGCGGGAUAUGGUGAGGGGAAUAUUGAGAAGAUGAGAGCCCUGAGUAGGAAGUAUGAUCGUCAAGGGACUUUCCAAAAAUUGGUUAAAGGGGGAUUUAAGAUUUCGGGUAUGGAAAUUGUUAUGGACUAG
Botrytis fragariae is the source of this 504-nucleotide messenger RNA. RefSeq names its product putative fad binding domain containing protein. The record is from RefSeq and is a predicted model, not a curated record. The transcript has 3 exons. NCBI's taxonomy places the organism in Eukaryota, Fungi, Ascomycota, Leotiomycetes, Helotiales, Sclerotiniaceae. The coding region runs from base 1 to 504 and encodes 167 amino acids. Gene Ontology annotation, molecular function: flavin adenine dinucleotide binding.